Messenger RNA from Theobroma cacao (cacao), 2122 nucleotides. RefSeq names its product FAD-linked oxidases family protein. Lineage: Eukaryota; Viridiplantae; Streptophyta; Magnoliopsida; Malvales; Malvaceae. Gene Ontology annotation, molecular function: D-lactate dehydrogenase (cytochrome) activity; FAD binding; D-lactate dehydrogenase (NAD+) activity. Gene Ontology annotation, biological process: lactate catabolic process. Gene Ontology annotation, cellular component: mitochondrion. The record is from RefSeq and is a predicted model, not a curated record.
AUGUAUCUUACACUUAAAAAAAGGCAACAACAGGCGUAAACGACUGUCCAACGUAAAAAGGGUCGUACUUCUUACUUCCUUACUCUAAUCGACUUCCAGCUUGUAAGCAUGGCCUUCUCGUUUUGGCUUGCUCGUUUGCGUUUGCUUUCUUGUUCGAAGAAAUCUGCGGUCCCCAAUGCUUCCCGUCAGUCUUCUUACCUUUACAAAUUUCAGUUCAGUGGCUCUCAAAGGAACGUGCCAUCCACCACAGCUGAAAAAACCAAAACCCAGUUUUUUUCAUGGUCAAGCUCUUUGCUUCCUUUGGCUCUUGCUGUUUCAGCUGGGUCCCUCGCUUUUCAAGCCCAGAACACUCAGCCUUCUCUAUGUGAACCCACUAAUAUCGAUUCUCGGAAAGUGAGCAUUGGAGGGAAGACAAGCACAGAGUUUGUGGUGAAGGGCAUUCACAAAGAUGUUCCACAAGAGCUUAUUGAUGAAUUGAUGGCUAUCUGCCAAGAUAAUUUGACUUUGGAUUAUGAUGAAAGAUUCUACCAUGGAAAGCCACAGAACAGCUUCCACAAAGCUGUGAAUAUUCCUGAUGUGGUUGUUUUCCCUAGGUCUGAGGUGGAAGUUUCCCAGAUUGUCAAGUCUUGUGACAAAUAUAAGGUUCCUAUUGUACCAUAUGGUGGAGCUACAUCCAUUGAGGGGCACACUUUGUCUCCUAACGGAGGUGUUUGCAUUGACAUGACCUUAAUGAAGAGAGUUAAAGCCUUACAUAUUGAGGACAUGGAUGUUAUUGUUGAGCCUGGAAUUGGAUGGAUGGAACUUAAUGAAUACUUGGAGCCUUACGGUCUAUUCUUUCCUCUUGAUCCAGGGCCCGGUGCAACAAUAGGGGGAAUGUGUGCAACACGUUGCUCUGGAUCUUUAGCUGUGAGGUAUGGCACAAUGCGUGACAAUGUCAUCAGUCUCAAGGUAGUCCUUGCCAAUGGAGAUAUUGUCAAGACGGCGUCUCGUGCUCGAAAGAGCGCUGCUGGGUAUGAUUUGACUCGCUUGAUGAUUGGAAGUGAGGGAACCCUGGGUGUGAUAACGGAAGUCACUUUACGGCUUCAGAAAAUUCCAGAGCAUUCAGUGGUUGCAAUGUGCAACUUCCCUACAAUUAAGGAUGCAGCAGAUGUUGCUAUUGCCACUAUGUUGUCUGGUAUACAGGUGUCAAGGGUAGAAUUAUUGGAUGAGGUCCAAGUAAGGGCUGUCAAUAUUGCUAAUGGGAAGAAUUUGCCUGAAGUUCCAACUCUGAUGUUUGAAUUUAUAGGCACUGAGGCAUACUCUCUUGAGCAAACUAAAAUUGUUCAAAGAAUUGUUUCCGAGCACAAUGGCUCAGAUUUUGUUUUUGCGGAAGAUCCCCAAGCUAAAAAGGAACUUUGGAAGAUCAGGAAGGAAGCACUAUGGGCAUGCUUUGCAAUGGAACCUAAUUUUGAAGCAAUGAUUUCUGAUGUUUGUGUUCCUCUAUCACACCUUGCGGAAUUAAUAUCAAGGUCCAAGCAAGAGUUGGAUGCAUCAUCACUGGUUUGUACAGUUAUUGCCCAUGCUGGUGAUGGGAACUUUCACACGGUUAUUCUCUUUGAUCCUAACCAAGAAGAGCAGAGGAGGGAAGCUGAAAGGCUAAACCAAUUUAUGGUUUAUACAGCUUUGUCAAUGGAAGGAACAUGCACUGGUGAACAUGGUGUUGGCACAGGGAAAAUGAAGUAUCUUGAAAAGGAGCUUGGAAUAGAAGCUUUGAAGACAAUGAAAAGAAUCAAAGAAGCUUUAGAUCCUAACAAUAUCAUGAAUCCAGGAAAGCUAAUUCCUCCUCAUGUUUGUUUCUAGGAGCACUCUCCAUCUGCUAAUCCUUUGCUCUUGGUGGAAUAGACAUGCACCCCAUGCAGUGGCUGUUCUGUUAAUCAUGCUGAAGUUGCUAUUCCUCUUUGUUCCAACUCAAGCCUCAGUCUCUAUUGGCAGAAUAUGAGUGAGCAGUGAUGUUGCUGUCAUCCUCGUUUUGUUUGCAAUACACCCCUGGCUACCUGCUGAUGUCUGGAAUGAAAUAAAACCCUCCCUGUAAACUAACAAUAAAUUAGCAUGAAAAAUAAUAAGAUUUCCAUUCCAAGAUAGA